AUGACAAUCACAAAGCUCGGCGAUGUCUCAUCAUCCUCGUCUGAUGCAUCCAGUUGUUUGGAUCCAGCAACCACGACAUUUUCUCCAUUCAUGAAAUUGCCACCAGAGAUCCGUCAUCAGAUAUACUUGGCUGCUAUCCCAUCCCCUGGUGUCAAUUUCUUCAACAUACACAGUUUUCCAAACGACCACCAUGGCGCUAAUAGGAGCACAUCUCCGCCAAAUCUUCACUUGGACCUGCGCAGACUAUCCAUUGACGAUGAUGACGACGAUGUGGCCAAGUACGACCCUUCAGUCUGGCAGAUCCGACAUGCUCUCCGUCAAACUUGCCGCGAGGCUAGGAUCAUCUGUGCCAUUCCAGAGGGCAAGGUCGUCUGCUUGACCUUGUCUAUUCCCAAGAGAGGCCUGUUUACACACGCCGGCGAUGGACUCCAGCGGUCCAUGACGCCCUUACUGUUGCCAGAUCGGCAUUUUGAGCCCGCCGUUUACCGGCAAGUCCAGAUACACGCCGAUGAUGUGGUGGCCUUGUCGGUGGAAAACUGCAGUUUCAAUAUUGUCUUUGAAGAGUCAACCAUGUUCCAUGUCGGGCGUGACGAUGAGGAGGAUGAAAUCAAUCUCGGAUGGGCAUAUGAUCCACAAUUCAAGGACGGGAGGCCUCUGGGCAUUCCCAGCACAAGAUUCUGUCUCAACUUGGCCCGGGAUGAAUGGGCUACCAUGCGCGCGCUCGAGGAAAUCGCUGGUGCUUUACUUGAAGCAUCCACCGGUGCCGGCCAAGAUGUCCCAGGCAAUGAUGCGAAUCGCGGGCUCGUAAUGCUCGAUAACGAGGCCGAACAUAUGGAUGAUGUCACUCGAAAGUAUCGCAAGAAACAGCUCAAACAAUAUUGGGAUCGCUGGGAAGAUUUAUACAUUUCCAUCCCUUGGGACUAUGAAGACUUGCCAAUGAACCUCCAACUCAUGAAGAUCAGUCCGGAAAAAACGUCUCUACGAACAAGAUACUUGAGAUCAGCGAUACUGAGGAGUCCGAAACGACCACUAUAA
Messenger RNA from Pestalotiopsis fici W106-1, 1035 nucleotides. RefSeq lists its product as uncharacterized. Bases 1 to 1035 code for a protein of 344 amino acids. The record is from RefSeq and is a predicted model, not a curated record. Lineage: Eukaryota; Fungi; Ascomycota; Sordariomycetes; Amphisphaeriales; Sporocadaceae. The transcript has a single exon.